AUGGCAUCGAUGAAGUUUGAUCUACCGCUACUGGAUUACAAGACGAGAUUUUCGCUGUGGCAAGUCAAGAUGCGGGCGAUUCUGGCACAAUCUUCGGAUCUUGAUGAGGCGCUGGAUGGUUUCGGAGGCAAAGGGCAGAAGUCAUGGACCGCUGAAGAGAAAUGGAAGGAUCGUAAGGCUCUGUCUCUGAUUCACCUUCAUCUACAUAAUGAUAUUUUGCAAGAAGUGCUGCAGAAGAAAACUGUCGCAAAACUUUGGCUCAAGCUGGAAUCGAUCUGCAUGUCCAAGGAUCUAACCAGUAAGAUGCACGUGAAGAUGAAGUUGUUCACACACAAGCUGCAAGAAGGUGGUUCGGUGAUGAACCACUUAUCGAUCUUUAAGGAGAUCGUUGCCAACCUAGUGUCGAUGGAGAUGAGGGAGAAGAUGAAAAAUAUGGUUCAGUCUGACGUGUCAUCCUCCAAGGGCGAAGUGUUGCAGGUUAGAGGCAGGCCUGAGCAGAGAACCUACAACAACAACAAUAGUCGAGAUAAGAGCAAGAACGGUAAAGGCCGUUCGAAGUCCAGAGGCAGGGAUAAGUUCUACAGGUAUUGUAAGAAAGAUACUCAUGUCAUUGAAGAUUGUUGGAAGCUGCAGAAUAAGGAGAAAAGAAACGGUACGUAUAAACCGAAAAAUAAAUCCGAUGGUGAUGGUAAGGCCUCUGUUGUCUCCGCUGCUGAUAGUUCUGAUUCAGGAGAUGUUCUUGUUGUUUUUACUGGUUGUGUUGUUGGUCGUGAUGAAUGGAUACUUGAUUCUGCAUGCUCGUUUCAUAUAUGCUCUAAUAGAGAUUGGUUCAGUUCUUACGAGUCUGUGCAGAGUGGAGAUGUCGUGCGUAUGGGAGAUAACAACCCACGUGAGAUCAUGGACAUUGGCUUCGUUCAGAUCAAGAUGCAUGAUGGCAUGAUACGCACACUGAAAGAUGUGAGACACAUAUCAUGGAUGGCCAGAAAUCUCAUCUCCCUCAGCACACUUGAUGCCAAGGCAUACAAACACUCUGGUUCAGAUGGAGUGUGUAAGGUGGAGAACAUUCAUGAGCCGGCUACGUACACUGAAGUUGUUGUUUCUGGCGACUGCGAGAAGUGGAUUUCCGCUAUACAAGAGGAGAUGCAGUCACUCGAGAAAAAUGGCACAUGGGAUGUUAUCUUCAAGAGAAAGGAGGAUUUAUCUUCCAGUGAGCCUCCAAGAUUUAAGGCAAGUCAGCAAAGUUACAUUAAGAAAGUUCUUCAUCGUUUCAACAUGCAUGAUGCAAAGUCUGUUAGUACUCCUAUUGCUCCUCAUUUUAAAUUAUCAGCUUUACAAUGUGCUAGUACUGAUGAGGAUUUUGAGUACAUGUCAAGAGUUCCAUAUUCUAGUGUUGUUGGUUCAUUGAUGAUAUGCCAUGGUUUGCUCUCGUCCUGA
Molecule: messenger RNA, 1434 nt
Organism: Miscanthus lutarioriparius
Lineage: Eukaryota; Viridiplantae; Streptophyta; Magnoliopsida; Poales; Poaceae
Source: the annotation of a GenBank genome assembly